Morone saxatilis (striped sea-bass) is the source of this 976-nucleotide messenger RNA. RefSeq names its product elastase-1-like. Gene Ontology annotation, molecular function: serine-type endopeptidase activity. Gene Ontology annotation, biological process: proteolysis. The transcript is spliced from 8 exons. Bases 45 to 851 code for a protein of 268 amino acids. The record is from RefSeq and is a predicted model, not a curated record. Lineage: Eukaryota; Metazoa; Chordata; Actinopteri; Moronidae.
GGAAGCAUCCAUUCCUUGUAAAAACGUUCUGACGUACUGCAGGCAUGCUCAGGUUUUUGGUGUUGACAAGUCUCGCAGCCUUGGUGCUGGCUGAGCUGGAGCCCCAGCCCAGGUACCUGGAGGACAGCUUUGAAAGAGUCGUGGGAGGUGAGGUGGCCAGACCCAACUCUUGGCCCUGGCAGAUCUCUCUUCAGUACAAAUCUGGCAGCAACUACUACCACACAUGCGGAGGAACCCUGAUUGAGAGAGGCUGGGUUAUGACAGCUGCUCACUGUGUGGACAGCAGUAGGACGUGGCGCGUUGUUCUCGGCGAACAUGACCUCUACAGCUCCAGCGGCAGAGAGCAGAUCAUUAGUGUCAGCCAGGUUUACAUCCAUUCCGGAUGGAACUCCAACAGAGUGUCUGCUGGAUUUGACAUCGCCCUGCUGCGUUUGUCCUCUGAGGCUACCCUGAACACCUACGUCCAGCUGGGCUCUCUGCCUCCCUCUGGCCAGAUUCUGCCCCACAACAACCUCUGCUACAUCACUGGAUGGGGACGCACUUCCACUGGUGGCAGCCUGUCUGCUCAGCUGAAGCAGGCCUACCUUCCUCUGGUCGACUACAAGACCUGCUCCAGCAGUGGCUGGUGGGGCAGCACUGUUAAGAACAGCAUGGUGUGUGGUGGUGGUGCUGCUGAGGCUGGAUGCAAUGGUGACUCUGGCGGCCCUCUGAACUGCAUGGUAAAUGGAAAAUACUACGUCCAUGGUAUUGCCAGCUUUGUGUCUGGUUUGGGAUGUAACACUCCCAAGAAGCCCACCGUCUUCACACGUGUCUCUGCCUACAUUGAAUGGAUGGACUCGAUCAUGAUGUAAACAGAAGACUCAUCCAUGUUGCAACACACAAAGACAGAGACUGCAUUUGGCCAAGUUUUGACCUGCUGUACUUCUUCAUUUGCCUGGUCUGUUUCUACCAAAAAUAAAUUUCAUUAAAACUUUGA